Molecule: messenger RNA, 1298 nt
Organism: Gordionus sp. m RMFG-2023
Lineage: Eukaryota; Metazoa; Nematomorpha; Gordioida; Chordodea; Parachordodidae
Exons: 4
Coding region: 57-1175 (372 amino acids)
Source: RefSeq, a predicted model, not a curated record
AUUAACUUCAAUAUAUUCGAACCGCUAGCGUUCAAAGUAUAGAAUAGAAUAAACAAAUGAGAACACGGAGCAGCAACUAUGGUAGCAUUCCAAGUUUAAUUGAAGAAAAUGUCAAGGCUCCUCAAAAAUUUGCCUUAGAUGAUCCCAAGAAAAUUUCCUACAAAAAGGGUAAAAUAUCCAAAACAGUUUUAAAGAGCAACAAAAAAAUAGUCGAUUCUAGUGCCGAAAGAAAAUGCAAUACUCUUCAUGUUGUUACAAAUGAAGAGUUGCCUAAGAAGGUCUUUAAUAACCACAUUAGUUCCUCCGCAUCAUCAUCUAAAAAAGGUCAAAAAUUAUUACAACCCUUCAAGAAGAAUCUUUUAAAAAAUAACUCUCCCAAAGUUGGCAAAGACUUCGAUUUAUUCAAAAGAGGCAACAAAAAAAAGAAUUUAUCUACCUCCUUUGACGGUAACUUCAGAAAAAAAUCUACAAAAUUCAGGAAUAAUUUCGCGAACAAAUCACUCAAUUCGAUGAUGGAUGAUGACGAAGCUCCCGAAGUAGUUUCCUUCUCCAAGGCUACUAAGGAUGUUCAGUUUAGAGACCGGGCAAUUAAAAAGCAGCUAGACAAGGUGAGGGAAGAUGCCAAAGCCAAAAGACGCUUAGGUCAAGAACUGUAUAUGGCUCAAAAGAUGGCCAAACAAAAGCAGAGUAUCGAUGAAGACGAGAGACGCAUAUCGCCAGCGAUUUUAAAAGAGAUGGAAGAAUUGAUGAAUGCUCAACACAGGAUUGAUAAGAACAAGGAGAUAAGUAAGCCCUCUAAAAAUGCUAAAAAUGAUUCUGAUGGUGAUUCCUACAGAAGGGAGCGCAAAGUUCCGUUAGAUAAAUUGUACAUGAGGGAAGAGAUACUAAAUAAACGCCACGACGGCGAUGGACAAAGUCAAGAUAAAAUGUUAGGGCUAGAGGAUCUAAUGUACUUCUCCGAAGAGGAGGAAUCCGAGAAUAAAGUGAUUAAAAUUGUCAAGUUAAGGCAACCGGAAAUAGAAAUUGCACCCAUACCCAUGGAUAUUUUGGAGUACCGUAGGUCCAGGCUCCUGCAACCAACGGGAACUAAUAUGUCAAGAGAAAGCAUGCACUCAUUAAUGGCUUUCAAGAUGAAACAGAAGAUUGGUGGAUUAGAUCGCAUGGUCACUUGCUGAAUGGGAAAAUUAUAUAUAAUUUAUAUAUGUUGUUCAUAUGGUAUAAUGUUUAUGAUCGUAUAAUUAAUUAUGGAUUGCGUGAUAAUGUAUAAUAUUAAAUCAAUGAUAAGAAAAUAUAUUUGA